ACGCAAAUGUGUUGAUGUAGUUUAGCAGCUCAGUCUGUAAGAAAUGGAGACAGUAGCCAAGCGUAGAAACGUACAGCAGAAGUUAUGAGCUUUUUUCAGACAGUUAUUGUACCCUUCACUCACCUCAACAAUUUGAGAUAGUUGAGAUCAUUUGGAGUUAUUCCUGUGUCUUUUGCUCAGUGGAAGCAUCAUCAUGGCUGCCUCUCUAUGGGAACUUGUGCUGUCAGCUGGUGGCACAGCCUGACUGCAUGACACAGGGUAUGAUGAGUGGUUAUCUUAGCCAGCAGCAAAGUGUUGAGGGUUUGCAGCACUGCUGUAGGCUGUACUGUGUGCUGAAAGCCGGUCUGCUCUCCUGUUACUUCACUCCUGAGGAGAUUCAAGCUAAGAUAGAACCCAGUGUUAUAAUCUCCAUAAACAAGGACACCCGCCUUCGUGUAGUGGAGUGCAACCAAAAAGCUGGGGCUAGGCUGAGCAUCAUUGAUCCAGGGACAGGAAACCCUGCUACCCAUGUAUUCAUAGCCGAGACACCUGACCUACUGCAGGAGUGGCUCAGUGUUCUGUUGCAACACAUCUAUGAUCAGAGUCAGUGGCAGCACACCUGUGAUAAGCUGAUGGAAAUUGAGGUUUUGUCCCCACCGAAACCCCCACUUUUUCUUACAAAGCAAGCUGACUCAGUCUACAAUGAUCUCAGUAUUGGCUCUCUCUGGACCAGUUUCAAUUUGGCAGCUUUAGAGUCUUUUGCCUCUCGCAGACGCUUCUCGCAUCAGUUGUGCAGUCUGGGACAAUCACAUAGAUCAAAUCACAAAGGUCAUGAAAAGCCUUAUUCACAUUGUAUUAACCUGCUUUAAGUGAAUUUUAACUCUGCAUAUAAAUGUUAAAAUAAUGAAUACAAGAUAAUUCACCUCU
Molecule: messenger RNA, 906 nt
Organism: Ictalurus punctatus (channel catfish)
Lineage: Eukaryota; Metazoa; Chordata; Actinopteri; Siluriformes; Ictaluridae
Product: rhotekin-2
Exons: 6
Coding region: 249-848 (199 amino acids)
Biological process (GO): positive regulation of cell population proliferation; hemopoiesis
Source: RefSeq, a predicted model, not a curated record